AAGGUUUAAUUUUGAAAACCCUAGCGAUCAGAAAGAGGUCGGCAAAAUCGCCCCACUCGAACAAGCAGCCCAGUGGGGAACGCCGGGAAGCUUUGGAACCAUGGACUCUCAUUCCCCCAACAAAGCCUUAACGAGAACGCGAUUUUCUGAGCUGAACCCGCCACUUUCUAAACCGGUCCUUGAAGCCCUGUCGAAGUCUGGCUUCGAGUUCUGCACGCCGGUUCAAGCUGCCACAAUACCUUUGCUAUGCAGUUUUAAGGAUGUGGCUGUCGACGCUGCCACCGGCUCAGGCAAGACACUGGCAUUUGUCGUUCCACUUGUUGAGAUUCUCCGCCGGUCCUGUUCCAAACCCAAACUUCAUCAGGUAUUUGGAAUAAUUAUAUCUCCCACCAGGGAGCUGUCAUCCCAAAUAUACCAUGUUGCACAACCUUUCAUUAAAACUUUAGCUAAUGUUAAGUCCAUGCUCCUUGUUGGUGGAGUAGACGUAAAGGCAGAUAUGAAAAUUGAGGAAGAGGGAGCUAAUAUAUUGAUUGGCACACCUGGGCGGCUAUAUGACAUAAUGGAUCGAAUGGAUAUAUUGGAUUUUAAAAGCCUCGAGAUUUUAAUUUUAGACGAGGCUGAUAGACUCCUGGAUAUGGGAUUCCAGAAGCAGAUUAAUUCCGUUAUAUCUCUCUUACCAAAGCUUCGCAGAACAGGUCUAUUCUCUGCUACUCAAACUGAGGCUGUUGAGGAGCUUUCUAAAGCCGGGCUGAGAAAUCCUGUGAGGGUUGAAGUUCAGGCAGAGUCAAAAUCAGUAAAUGACCCUGCAGCAUCACAACAGCCAGUCUCUUCAAGGACGCCAGCAGGACUUCAAAUUGAGUACAUGGAAUGUGAGGCUGAAAAGAAACCAUCACAACUUGUUGAUAUCUUAAUGAAGAACCGCUCCAAGAAAAUGAUAAUAUACUUCAUGACCUGUGCCUGUGUUGACUAUUGGGGACUUGUCCUUCCUCGCCUUCCUGCCCUGAAAGGUUUCUCCUUAAUCCCUCUUCAUGGAAAGAUGAAGCAGGCUGCUAGGGAGAAGGCAUUGGCGUCAUUUACAUCUCUUUCAAAUGGGAUACUUCUAUGCACAGAUGUUGCAGCACGUGGACUUGACAUACCUGGAGUUGAUUGUAUAGUGCAGUAUGAUCCGCCGCAAGACCCUAAUGUUUUCAUACAUAGAGUUGGGAGAACUGCUCGGCUGGGUAAACAAGGACAUGCUAUUGUCUUCUUAUUGCCAAAGGAAGAAUCUUAUGUGGAAUUCCUUCGUGUAAGAAGAGUCCCCCUCCAAGAGAGAAGUUCCUCUAAUGAUGCAUCUGAUGUUGUUCCUGAGCUUCGUUCUGCUGCCAAAAAGGAUCGUGAUGUAAUGGAGAAAGGACUUAGGGCAUUUGUUUCUUAUAUACGUGCUUAUAAAGAGCAUCACUGCUCCUAUAUUUUUAGGUGGAAAGAACUUGAAAUUGGUAAGUUGGCCAUGGGAUAUGGCUUACUGCAGCUUCCUUCAAUGUCAGAGUUAAAACAGCAGUCACUUUCCACGGAAGGUUUUGUACCAGUUGAAGACAUUAAUUUGGAGGACAUUAAGUACAGGGAUAAAUCUCGUGAAAAACAAAGGAGGCAAAACUUGCAAGCUAAGAAAGAAGCCAAAGACAAAGAGGCAAAGCCUCAGAAACCCACCAAAACCGCCAAAGCGGCCCCUGUAACAAGGAAGAAAACAGCUAAACAGAGACGUGCUCAGCAGUCAGUUGAAGAUGAUGAUGAGCUUAUGCGAGAAUAUCGGCUGUGGAAAAAAUUGAAGAAAGGAGCUAUAGAUGAGAAUGAGUAUGACAAGUUAACGGGCACUGAAGAAUUAAUUUGAGCUUUCAAAGCCCAUGCCUUUCAUGCUGAUCAGGACAUCAUGUGGUGCUGAUGGGAUUUAAAAGAUAUAUGUACAAGUACUGAGAGAUGUAUCUAAAAUCCACAAAUAUUGCCGGGGCAUUACAGCAUCCAUUAAUUGGCUCUCCAGGCAUUAUCUGAAGGAUCAUGGAUAUAUCUUUUGAUGAUGUUUGGAUCACUUUGAAGAUGAUGAUCAUUCGGAUGGGGAUUCAAUGGACAGAAGGACAAUGACACACACAGCUACGAAAUCCAGAAAUAUUUAUCAAGUGACAAGUUGGGUGAGGGAUUCCCGGGGGGGCCUAUCAAGGAUCAGCCCUAAUGAUAAACUCCAUCCAAAAUAUAAAUGUCUUAUAUUGUCAGCAAAAUGUGUCAAUCAUUUUGUUGAGAUAUAGUUUGUUUAAUACUUUUCCAGUGUCAGAUUUAUUAGAAAGCAAGCAUUAAAAGAAAGUAGUCUAGCCCUGGGGAUAAUUUAACUAUGCUAGCAUCUUCUCCAUCAGAAAUUUGUACGUUGUCUUUCUUUGGAAGCUAUCUGAAGCAAUACUGCCAGUAAUCUGAGGCUAAGCUUGCCAAGGUUUGAGAUUUGAACUCGCUGAAAGCAAUUGACUA
Messenger RNA from Prosopis cineraria, 2490 nucleotides. Its product is annotated as DEAD-box ATP-dependent RNA helicase 18. Gene Ontology annotation, cellular component: nucleolus. Gene Ontology annotation, molecular function: ATP binding; nucleic acid binding; RNA helicase activity. Lineage: Eukaryota; Viridiplantae; Streptophyta; Magnoliopsida; Fabales; Fabaceae. The record is from RefSeq and is a predicted model, not a curated record.